AUGAUUCAUCGAAGUCGAAAUCUUCUUUCUUUGGACUCUGUUCGUAAACGUAUUUUUCAUUCGAAAAUAUCCUUCUCAACUGAAACCUGUCGGCAAAGAAAAGAUUCAUUUGAAACCGUCACAAUUUCAACUGGAAAUCACAAUGUUCAACCGUAUAAUGAUUGCCCUUCUUAUAAUCCUCAAAUCACCGUAAAAGAUCUUUUUCAAUAUUACUUUCAGUCUUUCAAUAAUUCAGCGUGGCUCGCUCAGCCUUCGAUCUAUUCAAUAUCAUUCAAUGAAUUACAUUCAUUGCUCUAUGGUUCUCAGACAAAAAAUAUCUAUAAAUCUUGGCCAAAUUAUCAUAAAAAAGUAUUUGAUGGAUCAUAUCCACAUACAUCAAUGACAACUGACUUAUUCUUGAUAAUCGCUGCAAAAAUCAAUAUUUCCAUACAUUUAGUUGUUGAAGUUGGAAGUUUCAUUGGCAAAUCAUCAUCGAACAUUGGACGUGCGAUACAAAUACAUCCCCAAUGGUCGAAACAAGUUGUUUUAUUGUGUAUUGAUACGUGGUUAGGUGGAGUUGAACAUUGGUUACAAUAUCGACAUAUGUCUGCUUUGGAAUAUGGAAGACCAACAAUCUUUGAACAGUUUCUUGCGAAUAUAAUCCACGCAAAUUUAACAAAUAUUGUCCUUCCUUUAUCAACAACUUCGUUAAUUGGAGCGCAGCUUUUAAUUCGACAUAAAUUAUUUCCGCAACUGAUUUAUCUCGACAGUGCACAUUUACAAGGUGAAACUUUAGUUGAAAUUGAGAUGUUUUGGGUUUUAUUACAACCUGGUGGAAUACUCAUUGGUGAUGAUUGGAGAUGGCGAUCUGUUCGUUGUGAUGUUCUUCGAUUUGCCCGAAGUAUCAAUGUUGUACCAACCGUCAUUCGUAAUACAUGGUUCAUCCAAAAAUAG
Messenger RNA from Adineta ricciae, 933 nucleotides. NCBI's taxonomy places the organism in Eukaryota, Metazoa, Rotifera, Eurotatoria, Adinetida, Adinetidae. The record is from the annotation of a GenBank genome assembly.